Molecule: messenger RNA, 4536 nt
Organism: Astyanax mexicanus (Mexican tetra)
Lineage: Eukaryota; Metazoa; Chordata; Actinopteri; Characiformes; Acestrorhamphidae
Gene: fbxo3
Product: F-box protein 3
Exons: 11
Coding region: 41-1399 (452 amino acids)
Molecular function (GO): protein binding
Source: RefSeq, a predicted model, not a curated record
AGCGUGUGGGCGGGGCCUUGCAAAGCCAUCACGUAUCAAGAUGGCGGCGUCCAUGGCGCUGAACUUGGAUAAUUUACCUUCUGACCCUUUGCUGCUGAUUUUAUCGUUCCUGGACUUCAGGGAUUUGGUCAGUUGCAGUCUUGUAAGUCGACGCCUGAAUGAGCUGACCGGACAUAAUCCUCUGUGGAAGGGUCUCUGCCAGAAACACUGGCUUCUUACAGAGGCAGAUAAGGCUCAGAGAGGGCAGAGCUGGAAGGAGCUGUUCCGGGAAUUUUACGCAGAUCUAGGUCGCUACAUUGACCAUUACAGCACGCUGAAGAAAUCCUGGGAUGACCUGAAGAGCUAUCUGGGCCAGAAAUGCCCACGAAUGAUUGCCUCCCUCAAAGAGGGCGCAAAAGAGGAGGAGCUGGAUGCCAUUGAGGCUCAAAUUGGCUGCAAGCUUCCUAACGACUACCGCUGUUCCUACAGGAUACACAAUGGUCAAAAACUGGUCGUUCCUGGGUUGAUGGGCAGUAUGGCAUUGUCCAAUCACUAUCGCUCAGAGGACCUGUUGGACAUCGAGACAGCAGCGGGGGGAUUUCAGCAGAGGAAGGGCAUGAGACAAUGUCUACCUCUCACUUUCUGCUUUCAUACAGGGUUGAGCCAGUAUAUGGCCUUGGAGAGCACAGAGGGACGCAUGCGCAGCGAGAUUUUCUACCACUGUCCGGAUCAAUUAGCACAAGAUCCAUCUGCUAUUGAUAUGUUCAUAACAGGGUCCAGCUUUACUGAAUGGUUUACCUCAUACGUUCAAAAUGUAGUGACUGGAGAGUACCCGAUUAUUCGGGACCAGAUCUUCAGGUACGUCCAUGACAAGAAGUGUGUGGCGACUACUGGGGACAUCUCUGUGUCUGUCUCAACCUCCUUUCUGCCCGAACUCAGUUCUGUCCAUCCACCACACUUCUUCUUCACCUACAGAAUCAGGAUUGAGAUGGCACGGUCAGCACUGCCUGAGAGUGCGUGUCAGUUGGACAGCCGCUACUGGAAAAUCACCAAUGCCAAUGGGAACGUGGAGGAGGUCAGAGGGCCUGGUGUUGUAGGUGAGUUUCCGGUCAUGUCUCCUGGUAAAGUGCACGAGUAUGCCAGCUGCACAACAUUCUCCACCACCUCAGAAUACAUGGAGGGCCACUACACCUUCCACAGGCUCAAAAAUAAAGAGGAAAUAUUUGACGUCUCCAUUCCACGAUUCCACAUGGUGUGCCCACCCUUCCGAGAGUCCAUAGUGCGCUCGAGCUCAGUGAGUGAGGUGUCUGUCAUUCCAUUUAACGAAGACAAUUCCUCAGAUACAGAUGACUACGAGGAGGGAGAGCUGCGGGGCAUGAACAUGGCCAACCCCGGAGGGCGCUGUCCUCGUCACGUCUGAUGCACUUGUUACUUUCUCCCCCCGUUCACAUUCACACACACACACACACUUGUACACACUCGCACACCCACAUGCACACACAAGCAGCAUGGCAGUAGAGAGCAGAGUUUUGAGAAUUCCAUUGUUUAUUAUACAAAGGCUUUGUGUCUGUCCUCUCAUGAACCUGCACACUUGUGUGUGUGCGAGUGUGUGCGUGAUUCUCCCAGUAGCGUUCAGAGAGAGAAUGAGUGACAGUGUGAUACUAUAGUCGCAGUGUUCACUCUCAAAAAGGCUUACGAGCGAAGGCCCACAAAAACACAACACAUUCAGUAAGCUUUUGUUUGGCUUACACUGCCGGUACUGUUGUCAGCUCUGAACUUAAAGAGACUGCCACUAACCUGAAUAACCCACCAAACAUACAAUAAAACAAACUGCAGCACCACAUUAUCUCCACAAUAAAACAAUAUUUUGGGGUAGGAUAACAUUUUAUAUGAAUAUAGAAUAUAAAAUAUCUAUGAUUUAUUAUAUUAGGUUCUGGAGGACAGACUGAGCCAUUGAGUGUUUACUGUGUUGUUUUGUUAUGGAUAGAUGAUAUUCAAUUGUAUUUAAAAAAAAAAAAAAAAAAAAAAAAGCACAUCUGUCAAAAACGACCAAUCACAAUACAGAGUACCAGCUCCAAGCAGUCCUAAUUAGCACAUCACCAGUGGACAGUCUCUCUCUCUCUCUCUCUCUCUCUUUUUUCUCUUUCUUUCUUUCUUUCUUUCUCUCUUAAUUUCUCUUUCUUUCUUUCUCUCUUCUCUCUCCCUUUUUUCUCUUUCUUCCUUUCUUUCUCUCUAUCUUUCUCUCUAUCUUUCUAUCUCUCUCUCUAUCUCUCUCUCUUCUCUUUAGCCCUAUCCGGAUGGGAUUAGUUUCUCAGGGGGAUGUCUGUGAAAAAUUUUUCGCACUUCUACUCAGUGAUAAAACGUCCGAACUGCAAUUGAAAAACCAGGAGGACCAGUGAGUUUUUUGGCUUUCUCACAUAACAUGACGUUCAGUAGCUCCUACAUUUCCACUUGCUGUUGUGUUUUUACACGGAUCUCUCUCAAAACGAGCGUCCAAAGUGUAAUUACAGUGCGUGGCAGUAAACAAAUAGCUAUUUUUAUUAAACAGAAGGAGGCGAAACUCAGAGAUUUGCAUCCAGACAGGACUAAAAUUACCGGAGGACCACAGAGUUCAGCAAAUAACAAUGAAUAAUUCCGCCUGUAAUUUUCUCAGAGGUCAACAAAGAACAAAUUACCCUGAGAAACGAAUCCCGUCUGUAUAGGGCUUUUUUCUCUUUCUACACCACCUUCAACUCAGGAAGAGCGUGUUAUCUGCUGAAUUUGGGAUGUUGAGAGCAGGUAAACACUAUAAUCAAAAGGUAAAAAAAAAAGUACUAGAUUUUUUUUUUUUUACCUCGCUGUAGCUCAUCUGCUUCAUCUUCACAGCUUGUUAUCACCUUGAUGCACCACAGAUCUGUUAUCUAUCAUUUAAUGUUGUGUGCAUGAUUCUCAGUACAGCAAGUAAAAUACAUGAAAUACAAUGACCUGCCAAAUGUCAUGAGAUAAGAACUAGUAUUGUGUCCCAUGGAAGUUAAAAAAUAACAUACUGAUCCGACCUGUCUAGUGGCAUGGACAGUUUUAGCUAGAUACCGCCAGUCAUGGUCAUUACCCCACACUGCACUGUCCACUAUUGGGGAUGCCUUCUAUGAUUUAUUCCUGGAUCGAGCAUGGUUAAAUAUCUGCACAACAUCUUAAAUUGUAUGGCUUAUCCAUGUGAUGCCCACUUUCAGGCCUGCUAGAGCAUUAGUCACAAGGUAAUCUUUAGACAAAGUAGAGGGCGAGCAGUUGUGCAGCAUCAGUUGGGCUACAGACAGUAAUUGUACACCUACAAAAUUACAACUAUAUGAUACGUCUACCUGAUUUGAACAGCCAGUGAUUUUUCAGGUAGUUACAUGGUCGUGGCUUAGUUUACAGUUUAUUUUGUUAUGCUAUGAAUGAGUUGGCCUGUACCACUGGAGUAUUCCUCACCAUACACAAACACAAACAUGCACACUGGACUCGAGCAUUAAUUUACACUUUUUGCACGCACAUUGGAAUUUCUUCUUUUUGCAUUGAGGCAAGUUCUUUAAGAAGGUAAAGGUGAAUGCUUUGCCCUCUCUUGUUCUCUAUUUCUUUCUCUUUGAUAGAUAGAUAGAUACUUUAUUGAUCCCCGAGGGGAAAUUUGUCCAACACACACACGCACACACACACACACGCACACACAGUUGUACAGGCUCUCUUGUAUCUGUAAUCAGUCUAAAAGAAGGCAUUGUUUUUGAUUGAUCUUUAUUAGUAAUUGAUAGUUAUUUUGCUCUUCGAUUUGUUGUAAAAUAAUGCAGUGCAAUAGGGUUUUCAGGCUAUCUUCUAUUCUAUUAUCUCUUAAGUUCUGAUUGAUUAUUAAGUAUUUGUUUUUUAUUUUGUAAAUGUGUUGUUUUUUAUGUUUGGGGUAAAUAAAACAGGAAACGAUGUCCUUUUGUGUGCAGAAGAUGUUCACUUUUAAAAUGUGUUUAUCCUGCAAAUGAAUGGCUAAAUUGUUCAGAUAUUCCUAAGGGUCAGGGAUAGUCCACUUCUGUGAAAUGUGUCUCAAUAGAUUAUUGUUCUCAUAACACAGAAUGUAUUCCAUUCAGACCCCACCCCAACCCACCCGCCAUUCUCUUGUCUUUAUUGGUGUCAGUUUGGAUGCUGUAAUCGUAGUGAGAUGAAGAGUGCUUUGUUAGCGCUUCGCCUGGUAACACUUUGUGUUGUCCCUUGUUUUGGUUCAUAGCUCCUCCUCUUUAUUUAGGCCUUGCCCUCACUUUUCAUACGAUGAGCAGCAGCCAAUUAGUUCUCUGGCUGCAGUCACAUGGGAUACACAUCUGCAUGGGUCUGUUACAGGCUGUGCUCAUCAAAAUGAUGUCCAAGGCUGGUUUUAUGCUAGAUUAGAUUUGUGUCCAUUUACAUAAGGAAUUAACUGGAUUAUAUUUGUGUUGAAAGUAUUUACAUAAGAACUUGUUUUAUAUCUGAUCCAACUACAAACCCAAUUCCCAAAAAGAUGGGAUGCUGUGCAAAAUGUAAAUAAAUGUAAAUAAAAACAGAAUGCAAUGACUUGCAAAUCCCAAA